This is a messenger RNA of Oikopleura dioica, 1215 nucleotides long. NCBI's taxonomy places the organism in Eukaryota, Metazoa, Chordata, Appendicularia, Copelata, Oikopleuridae. The record is from the annotation of a GenBank genome assembly.
AUGGGAAGUUGGUGCCUGGCUUGUUCUUAUUUUAUGAUGAAUUCGAUGUUUAUUGCGAUUUUAGUCAUUGUUCCGAAGAAAACUGCAUCUUCGUCGGAAGAGUCGGCGAUUUGUGUUGAAGAAAGUGAUAGUAGUGGAAACUCGACAGCUGUUUUGACAAAUUCAACGGUUUUUCAAGACGAAAAAGAUGUGAUAGAAAUGUCUGAGGAUGAAAAGAGCUUGCUUGUAUCUGCUUUCAAUAUUGGCUAUGUUUUGACGCAACUAGCCGGGCCAUGGUUGGCGACGAGAAUUGGUUUUAAAAAAGUGCUUUUGAUUUCAACCCUUUUCUCUGGAAUAUUGACACUUGGUUUUCCAGUGAUUCUGAAAACAAGCGUAACAUUGGCCAUCAUCUCAAGAAUCGUUGCUGGAGCCCUCUCAGGCCCAGCCAUACCAGUUACCAGAGAAAGCUUGUCGGGGUGGGCGCCAUCGAGUGAAAUCGGUAGAAUGGUAUCCCUUCAGAUUAUUGGCUGCCCUGUUGGCAUCGUUUCUGCUCAGUUUUUCGGAGGACUGCUGAGCAGAUACAGUUGGCAACUGGUUUUUUAUUUGUCCGGUUUGAUGUGCCUCAUCUGGGCGGGAAUCUGGCAAUUCUUCGUUUUUCCAACUCCAGAACAAGACAAACGCUGUUCCAAAGAAGAAACAGAUUACAUAAUCACAAAACGAAAUGCAUCUUGCGAUAGAAAAACUGCAAAGAAAGUUCCUUGGGGAGAAAUUCUCGAGUCAAUACCUUUUUGGGCGCUGGUUAUUGGUCAAUUAUGCGUUCAGUGGACCAUUUUUUUGAUUCUAGCGAAGUUUCCAGAGUUUCUCUCAGUUUCUUACGGCCUGGAUGUUUUCACAAUCGGAAUAAUUGGCACGACUUUGGCGCUUUCCCUCAUCGCUUCCGGAUUUUUCGGCUUCAUAAGCGAUCAUCUUGCAAAGAAGAAAUCCCCGACUUUCUCUAGAAAAGCUAUAUCGACAACAUCAUCAAUGGGGAUUGCUCUGUGCCUUGUGCUACUGACAAGGACUGCUUGUAUGUUUGAGCUGAACAUUGCUUUCGCUCUUUUGAUGGCUUUUUCUGUCGGAAUCGGGUCAUUUCUAGCAUUGGAGCCGAACUCGAUGGAUUUGGCGCCCGAUUACUCUGGCAUUGUUCAAGGACUCGUCAAUACAGUUGGCAAUUGCGCUGGUUUCGGAACCGAUUGA